Sodiomyces alkalinus F11 is the source of this 1353-nucleotide messenger RNA. RefSeq names its product L-galactonate dehydratase. Lineage: Eukaryota; Fungi; Ascomycota; Sordariomycetes; Glomerellales; Plectosphaerellaceae. The transcript has 2 exons. The record is from RefSeq and is a predicted model, not a curated record. Gene Ontology annotation, biological process: carbohydrate catabolic process; amino acid catabolic process. Bases 1 to 1353 code for a protein of 450 amino acids. Gene Ontology annotation, molecular function: L-fuconate dehydratase activity; magnesium ion binding.
AUGUCAGAAAUAACCAUCACUGGGUGGCUCACCCGUGAUGUGAGGUUUCCCACAUCACUCGACAAGACGGGCUCUGAUGCUAUGAAUGCUGCUGGAGACUAUUCAGCUGCCUACUGCAUGCUCCAGACAGACUCGAAGCACUCUGGUCAUGGAAUGACCUUCACGAUCGGGCGGGGCAACGAUAUCGUCUGUCAUGCCAUCAACCAUCUCGCCGACAGGAUCAAGGGCCGAACGCUGUCGUCCCUCGUCGAGAACUGGGGCCAGACCUGGCGGCAUCUCGUCAACGACAGCCAGCUGCGCUGGAUCGGCCCCGAAAAGGGCGUCGUCCAUCUCGCCCUCGGCGCCGUGGUCAACGCCGUCUGGGACCUGUGGGCCAAGGUCCUCAACAAGCCCGUCUGGCGGAUCGUCGCCGACAUGACACCAGAAGAGUUCGUCCGGUGCAUCGACUUCCGCUACAUCACCGACGCCAUCACCCCGGACGAGGCCAUCGCCCUGCUCAAGGAACAGGAGCCGGCCAAGGCCCAGCGCAUCCGCGAGGCAGAGAACAACCGCGCCGUCCCCGCCUACACCACCAGCGCCGGCUGGCUCGGCUACGGCGAGGACAAGAUGAAGGCGCUCCUGCAGGAAACCCUCGGCAAGGGAUACCGCCACUUCAAGCUCAAGGUCGGCGGUAACAUCGAGCAGGACAAGAGGAGGUUGGCCAUCGCGCGCGACGUCAUCGGCUACGACAAGGGCAACAUCCUCAUGGUCGACGCCAACCAGAUCUGGUCCGUGCCCGAGGCCAUCGGGUACAUGAAGGAGCUCAAGGAGUUCAAGCCCUGGUUCAUCGAGGAGCCCACCUCGCCCGACGACAUCCUGGGCCACAGGGCUAUCCGCGAAGCCCUUAAGCCCUACGGCAUCGGCGUCGCCACGGGAGAGAUGUGCCAGAACCGCGUCGUCUUCAAGCAGCUCCUCAUGUCCGGCGCUAUCGACGUCUGCCAGAUCGACGCCUGUCGCCUCGGCGGUGUGAACGAGGUCCUCGCCGUCCUCCUAAUCGCUAAGAAGUAUGGAGUCCCGAUCGUCCCCCAUUCGGGCGGUGUCGGUCUCCCGGAAUACACCCAACACCUGAGCACCAUGGAUUACGUCGUCGUCAGCGGAAAGCUCUCCGUCCUCGAGUACGUCGACCAUUUGCACGAGCACUUCCUCCACCCUUCCGUCAUCAAAGACGGUUACUACCAGACCCCGACCGAGCCGGGCUACAGUGUUGAAAUGAAGCCUGAGAGCAUGGACCGGUACUCCUACCCCGGCGAACCCGGCGUAAGCUGGUGGAAGUCGGAUGCCGCUAAACCUAUCCUCGAGGGAGCGAAAAUCUAA